Molecule: messenger RNA, 2499 nt
Organism: Danio rerio (zebrafish)
Lineage: Eukaryota; Metazoa; Chordata; Actinopteri; Cypriniformes; Danionidae
Source: RefSeq, a predicted model, not a curated record
GGAUGUAGGGAGAGAUUAAAUGAGAGAGUGGCAGGGGGCAGAGAGAAAAGAGAGAGAGAGAUACACACACACUGAGAAAGACUGAGAGAAGCAGUUAAUUCCCCAUCGGGAGUGAUGGCCUGCAUGCCUGGUUAGCAUAUUUCUGUGGCUGUCUGUAAUAAACACUUACCAUGGAUGGGAGAAAUGAGAAGUUGUUUUCCAGAAAAAGAAGUUUCACUUUCGGGGCUUACGGAGGGCUUGACAAGUUCAUAACUGGAACCGAGAGCAGCUGUGAUGAGGCUGUGGGUCACAACAUUUUGGAUGUUUUGGAUUCUCCCACUAGUGAGGCUAAGCCACUUACGUCUGUGCCGUCCAGUCAGAAAGUCACAGAGUUGUUUGCAAUCAUUGAAAAGCUGCAGGGUAGCAGAUUAGAUGAACAGCGCUGUGAGUUCCCACCACCUCUAAAGACACGACUGCUAAAGAUUGGAGAUGGCUUACCUCUCAUCCUGCCUCCUAAAUCUGGAGGUUAUUGGAUCGACCCUCCUCUGGAUAAACAAGUGGAGACCAGUCCAACUCUUUCUCAGGGGGGGUUCGGCCUGGAGAGCUACGACAUCAUGGAGAGAGACAGUGAAGCUAAAGUCUAUCAGGAGUUUUUCCGCCACAGAUAUCAUCAUUCAUUCACCGCCUGUGACCCUGCUCUUGGGCCUCUAGUUUUGUCUGUUUGUCUUGAGGAAGAGGAAAAUCGUUUAAGGGUCAUUCUGAGGAUGAAGGAGUGCUCAAUUCAUGGCACAUUCUCAGUUUCUCUCUUUCAACAAUUCCCCACAGCAGUGGAGUUGGCAAAGAUGCUGUGCUCGAAUGUCAAUGUGAUGUGUUUUGAGGCUGUGAGUUACUUAAAGGCCCCAGAGAUCAUAAUGGCGUUUGAUGAACACAGGGUGUCUCAAAACUUUAAAUUUGGUGUCUUAUACCAGAAAGAAGGACAGUUAACAGAGGAAGACAUGCUCAGUAACAAUGAGGAAAGUGAGGAGUUUUUAGAGUUUUUAUCAAUACUUGGACAGACGGUCAAUCUGCAAGGAUUUACUGGUUUCAGAGGAGGUCUGGAUGUGUCUCGUGGUCAAACGGGGAAUGAAGCCGUUUUUACCUCCUUCCAUGGACGAGAGAUCAUGUUCCAUGUUGCCACUAAACUGCCGUUCACUGAGGGAGAUACACAACAGCUGCAGAGAAAAAGGCACAUUGGGAAUGAUAUUGUUGCUCUGGUGUACCAGGAGGGUCACACUCCAUUCAUUUCAGAUGUGAUCAGAUCCCAUUUCUUGCAUUGUUUCAUUGCAGUUCGGAGGAUAAAGAGAGAAAAUGAGGGAGAGGGAGGAGAUGGAGGAUCCUUUCAAGUGUCUGUCACUGCUAGGGAGGAUGUGCCCCCAUUUGGCCCACCCCUUCCCACACCACCCAUUUUUACAGAGGGCUCUGUUUUGAGAGAGUUCCUCUUGACCAAACUUAUAAAUGCUGAAAUCUCUUGUUACAAGGCUGAAAAAUUCAGUCGACUGGAGUUACGUACACGUUCGUCUCUCUUGGAAGCACUGCGAUGUGAACUGUCCUCCCGCUCCCAGUGCAUGCUGGGAGAACCAUCGCAGUCCAGCAUCCCUCUCACUGAAGGGGGGAGAAGUGCCCCAGAGGGCGGUGGAGGAUUCAUUGAGAACUUCAAGAGAGCUAUUAGGGUGAGAAGCCACUCAUUUGACACUUUGGGAGUACCAAAAAAGGCAGCUGCUGUAGCAGGACAGCGAACUAAGGAUGGUGAAAGUGAUCAGACAAGCAACACUGAGACAAGAGGACAAAUCAGUCCCCAGGACGAUCUGUAGAAGAUGGAUGACAUUUCUUAAGCCGGAGCACAUAAAAAAAGCCUACUGCACACUCCAAGAUUAUCACCACUUAUCAUCAGCACAAUGAAGAUAGAUUACAACUAAUGUAUUAAGUUCCUAGCCGAAAGUGCAAUCUAAAAAAUUAAGAUUUAAAUAAAAAAUAUUUUAUCUUAAUAUAUUCUUUGAAGUGAGUUUAGAUUUAAUGGCUGCUUCAGCCAAUGUACCCAAACAAAUUUGGGUUUUACCUCUAGAUGUUUGCAGUUUUUCUGUAUUUAAGUCUGUAAUUAAAUGCAUUUCAUUUUGACCAGCAAAUGAUGACAGUCAAAUAUGACUACAAAAAUAAAUGAAUUAAAAAAUGUUUAACCCACUAGGGAUACUAGGUAUCAGUUUCUUGAGUUUUGGCUGUCAUGUUGUGUUUUAUUGCACAUUAGGUUGAACUCGAGUUACUCAAGUGGGUUGUCAACAUACACUCGAGUUGGUUUGAAACCUUUGAGCAUUUGUGCAACUGUUAAAUUACAUAAUUUGUUUAAGGUAAAUCGAUUGUAAAAUGCCAUUAUUGGUAGUUACUUGAAGUAGAUCAGUUUGAAAGCAGCAGGACAAAUAAAUUGGGAAUGAACCAUUUUUAUUGAAAACUUGAGGGAGAAGAGAGAGCAAGCACUGCUGAGUCCCU